AUGGCGCCGUUUGGCCUUUACACGUUGCUUCUUAUAUUAGCAAUUUCUAUUCCGCUCAUCCUGACAUAUUCGUGGGUCAAGCAGCUUGUAAGGAUUGCUUCUAACGGCACCAUGAUCGCACUGGCAGGCUUUAUCCGAGGUUAUGUUGGUCACACAGAGCCAGGGUUCAAUGAUGCUGAGAACACGUACCUGCUCCCCUCCAACGGUCGUCCUGAUGGCAAGGUGAUCCACUCCGACGACCGCAUCUGCAAAGCAACACAGCAGGUCAGCAAUUACAGUGAAAACUACCCAAUGCUGCACGUUGCGCCCGGUGACCUUGUUGCCUUGCGGUACCAGGAAAAUAGCCAUGUAACCCUUACCAAAAGCAACACAAACGUCAAGCCAGACAAGAGUGGCAUCAUGUAUGGACAUCAACCUAGACGAGUUCAGCCUGUCGGCGGACCAGAACGUGAACUUUAUCCACAAACAAGACGCGAAUAG
Molecule: messenger RNA, 480 nt
Organism: Anthostomella pinea
Lineage: Eukaryota; Fungi; Ascomycota; Sordariomycetes; Xylariales; Xylariaceae
Source: the annotation of a GenBank genome assembly